GCGGGCGGGAGAGAAGCAGCGGCAACAGCCACCUCUGAGAGAGCUCAGCUGGAUGCAGAGAAAGCCUGAGCUUCUGCUGCAGCCUGGUUGCGAAGAGUCUGCCUUUGCUGUAGGCAGAUCUUUAAGUCCUCCCCUACCAGUGACUCCGCCAAGGGCAAGCCCCCCAGAGGGAGGUUCUUUAAAUGGAAACACCGCAUUGAGCCUACUCCAGCACCACCUCCAACUCCCACAGGGGGCUCCCCGGCAGUAUCCGGAGUCACCAUCGAUGAGCAGGUGCCCCUGGUUGGGACUGGGGCCGACUCUUUGGGGAAGAUCUGACUACUGGGAUCUGACUACUGGAGUGGAGAAAAUGGAAAGAGCUGAGGUCACCCUCUGCUGGACUGAAUUCUUGACAUCCAUUAUUGACGGAAAUUAUGGAGGACAUCAAGAAGCAUCCAGCCCCUGGGUUUCUCUUCAGCCUCACCAUGGACACUCUUACGGAACUCAGGAGCUCCACAAGUACAUCAACUCGGAGAAGCCCCGGCUGCAGACUCUGGGCCGAGAAGACUACAUUGAUGCUCUGGCUCACGUGGCCAGACUGCCCAAUAACAAGAACAUUGAGGUGCUCCAGAGGAUGAUUAGGGCUUUGCUGGAGGAGGCCCCAUCUGUCUGGAGUUUAAUCAGCAUCUUGAAGCUCUAA
This is a messenger RNA of Hemicordylus capensis (graceful crag lizard), 679 nucleotides long. RefSeq lists its product as uncharacterized. The transcript has 8 exons. Bases 53 to 679 code for a protein of 208 amino acids. The record is from RefSeq and is a predicted model, not a curated record. Lineage: Eukaryota; Metazoa; Chordata; Lepidosauria; Squamata; Cordylidae.